AUGGCCACUUGGAUACACACAGGCUCAGUUAAGAAAACCAAGAAUUCCUACCUGAAGUGCAGUCAGGUGCAUGAGGCCUGGAAAUUUAAGACGUGGGAAGAAAGAAAGCCAGAGUUCACUGCACUCAUCAAGGAUUUUAAAACUGAUCUUCAAGCUACUCACAGUUCUUCUGGCCACUGCUGGGGUGUCGUCCUCUUCCUGGAGCUUCACAUGCAAGACUCCGCCAGGAAAGACUGCGAGGGAGUCUUCAGGGAGCUAAUGGAAACCCACAGAGAAGGUAUCAGAAAUCAUCACCUGAUGAGCUGUGACCUGGCUUCAUUCCCAUACUGGAAGAUCGUGACAGAAGGAUUCUGGGAGAUAGCUCACUGCAUCUGGGAAUGUGAACAGGAAGCUGCAGGAUUCAUAAAGAGCAUGGCGAAUCUCUUGUGGAAAAUCGCACGCUGCCUCUGCACCUGGACGUGGGGCACCACCCACAACUUCCUCUACGGAAGCGAUAAGGCCCAUGUCACUGGCUUGACCAACAAAUUAAUCUACUUGAUCGAUGCCGGCCUUUGUAACAAUUCUGCCUACCCGCUGGUGCUGCGCCAAAAGAGGAAUGUGAAACUGAUCCUCUCCUUUGACUUCAGCUCGGGGGAUCCCUUUGAGACCAUCAGGAGAGCGUCCGAGUAUUGCCAGGCAAAUGGGAUCCCAUUUCCCCCGGUAGAUGACAAAAAGUUUGACAAGAAAGACCGAGACAAGCCCUCCAGUUGCUACAUCUUCAAGGGCAAGACAGGUCCCACCGUCAUGCACUUCCCGCUCUUCAACACAGAAAACUGCCCUGGAGAAAACGAGAUAGAGCAGUCCAGACAGAAGUUUGCUACCAUACAUAUGUCUUACAAAGAAAACGAUAUCAAAGAACUCCUCGCCAAAGCGAAGAAUAACGUAUCCUACAACCAGAAGACGAUUCUGGAGGAAAUCAAGAAGAUUGUGUCCUUGCCUCCCUCUAAAGAAAGACAGGAAACUUAGAGAGAAAGAGAGAGAAUGAUGAUUAUUAGGUGAAUAAAUAUAUCAUUAGUAGUUAACAGUAACAUAAACGGAUCAUCUCAAGGUCAUCCCACUUGAAGAAGUAGGUUUUGCCCAGGAAAGCUCAUGAUACUAUAUAUCUAUGUACAUGAAUUUGAUAUUCUCUAAGGUGCAACAGAACUACUUGAUAGAAAUGUAGC
This is a messenger RNA of Pelodiscus sinensis (Chinese soft-shelled turtle), 1202 nucleotides long. NCBI's taxonomy places the organism in Eukaryota, Metazoa, Chordata, Testudines, Trionychidae. The record is from RefSeq and is a predicted model, not a curated record.